This is a messenger RNA of Neopsephotus bourkii (Bourke's parrot), 1966 nucleotides long. It is a transcript of the gene LMBR1L, whose product is annotated as limb development membrane protein 1 like. Gene Ontology annotation, molecular function: transmembrane signaling receptor activity. The coding region runs from base 87 to 1739 and encodes 550 amino acids. Gene Ontology annotation, biological process: signal transduction; receptor-mediated endocytosis. Lineage: Eukaryota; Metazoa; Chordata; Aves; Psittaciformes; Psittacidae. The transcript is spliced from 15 exons. The record is from RefSeq and is a predicted model, not a curated record.
UAGUACCGGUAGCACCCGCCGCUGCUGCCCUGCCCGCCCCGCCCCGCCCCGUCCCGCUGCCGCUGGCCCGGCCAUGCUGCCACAGUAUGGCCUCUACGGAGCAGGACGCGCUGGCCCUGCGGGAGCAGCUCUUCCAUGAGCGGGUCCGCGAGUGCAUCAUCUGCACCCUGCUCUUCACCAGCCUCUACGUCCUCUGCCACUUCAUUAUAACCCACUUCAAGAAGCACACGGACUUUGCAGCAGAGCACGAUGAUGAGGAUGCUGCUGUCAACAGGAUCGCGCUGGGGCUCUGCACCUUCACCCUUGCCGUAGCACUGGGUGCUGUCCUCCUCCUGCCCUUCUCCAUCAUCAGCAACGAGGUGCUACUCUCCUUCCCCCGCAACUAUUACAUCCAGUGGCUCAAUGGGUCCCUUGUCCAUGGCCUCUGGAACUGGGUCUUCCUCUUCUCCAAUUUGUCCCUUGUCUUCCUCAUGCCCUUUGCCUACUUCUUCACCGAGUCUGAGGGCUUUGCAGGGUCCAAGAAGGGCAUUAUGGCCAGGGUAUACGAGACCUCAGUGGUGCUGCUGCUGCUGACACUGCUGGUGCUGGGCAUGGUCUGGGUGGCCUCCGCCAUCAUGGGCAACGACGCAGCCAGUCGCCAGUCGCUCUAUGACCUCUGGGAGUACUACCUGCCCUACCUCUACUCCUGCAUCUCGCUCUUUGGGGUGCUGCUGCUGCUGCUGUGCACCCCCUUUGGCCUCUCCACCAUGUUUACUGUCAUGGGGCAGCUGCUGGUGAAGCCCUGGGUAAGGUGCUGUGACCUCCCGGGGGUGUCUGGUCCCACAUCCCGGGUGCAGGGUGCACCCACACCCCUCUUGCCUGCUGCUCAUGGGCUUCUCACCCAUCCCCAGCUCCUGGAAGACCUGGAUGAGCAGCUGAGCUGCACAAGGCUGGAGGAAGCCGCUGUGUCCCGCAGGAUCUGCUCUGGCAAAGCUUCCUGCUGGCUCAACUUGAACAUGGAGCUGCUGCAGGAGCAGCUCUUCACCAUCCGGAACAAGAGGCGGAAGCUGGAGCUGCGGCACCGAGCAUCUCCCUGGCAGAGGAACCUGGGCUACCCCCUGGCCAUGCUGGGCCUCCUGGCGCUGACUGGCACCUCUGUGCUCAUCGUCUGCUUCCAUGUCCUGGAGCUGCUGCUGGAUGAUGCUGCACUGCCACGGGGCAUCGAGGACGCCUCCCUGGGCCAGGUCUCCUUCUCUAUCUUCGGCUCCUUUGGUGCUGCCCUCCAGGUCAUCCUCAUCCUGUACCUGAUGGUCUCCUCUGUUGUGGGCUUCUACAGCUCCCCCCUGUUCAGCCGCCUGCUGCCGGUGCAUCAGGACACCCCCCUCACCAAGAUCAUCGGGAACUGCGUCUCACUGCUAGUGCUCAGCUCGGCCCUGCCUGUCUUCUCCAGGACACUGGGGAUCACCCGCUUCGACCUCCUGGGGGACUUUGGCCGCUUCAACUGGUUGGGGAACUUCUACAUCGUGUUCCUGUACAACAUGGGCUUCGCGGCCCUCACCACCCUCUGCCUGGUCAAGAGGGUGUCCUGGGCCGUCCAAGCUGAGCUCAUCCGUGCCUUUGGUGAGGGGGGGACACGGGGCUGGGGUGGGAGUUGUGUCCUGGUUCCCCCCUCCUCACCUCUUACCCUCUCCCUCUGCCCAGGUCUGCACAAGCUACCUCUGCCUAAGCCGUGCUCCCGGCGCCUCACCCAGCCCUGCUAGUGUGGGGGCCAGGGAUGCACCACCCUCUGUCACUGCACGGUCCCAAUGGUGCUUCAGGGCCAUUGGAGCCCCCCCAGGGAGAGCUGAGGCUCUGCGGGGGGGGAGCUGCCCGUUUCCAGCUGCGCUGCUGAGCCUUGGCCUUGAGCCGUGUCCUUGUCACAGCCCGCCCUGGAGCUGCGCUGGCAGCAGCUCCCCCCUGUCCAUUUCCAUACCUCAUGUAAAAGCAU